GGAUCAUAUGACGGCAGCUCAACCGGAGCGGCUCACUCACGCAGCAGCUCAGUUGUCACAGCUACACGCAGAGAAAGAAAGAGGACUUUAGUAACUUCCAGUUUUGUGGAGCCAUCGACCCGUUUUUCUCCGAGCCUGAUGUCAGUGGCACCGCGGGGCGCCGAGCGUCGCGUUUUUUUCUCCGGAGUUGCCUAAUUGAGUUCCUCCACUCACCGAGAGGUCCGCGUUUCGCCGAUCAGCAAGGCAGCUGUGAAUCUAGCGUCUCUCCGCAGCGGGAACGGACCGAGAGGCUGAGCGGAGAAGAGCCUGGCCAGUGCAGCCAUGCUGAUGUAUGAUUACCCUCCAAAGACCGACAUGGAGACGUCAUUCCCAGAGCCAUACGGGGUGAUCUUUCACCAUCCCAGUGCCUUCUACCGGGUGCCCAUGCCGCACUUCACCCCGUGCAACCCCACGCAGACCCAGCAGGAGCCGGUGGAUCUGUCGGUCAGCAAGCGCUCCUCCUCCACCUCGUCCACGCCGCCAGCGUCCUCCCCGGCCUCGCCUCCCAGCUCUCCGUCCUCCACCUACAGCUCGGCGAGCCGCGCCUCUCCCUGCUCCCCGCACUCUCAGCUCCACUCGUCGCCCACCCACUCCCUCCCGCCGCCCACUCACAUGAUGCCUUACCCGCCCAUGGUCAUCCAGAGUCCCGGGGUGAUGAUGCCACAGCUCGUGCUGCCCCUGCCCCUCAUGUACCCGUCACCAAUUCCCCUGCAUCCGCAGAUGAUCGUGAGCCCACCGGUCCCAAGCGAUGAAGGCCAUCCUCCCAGCAGAGAGCAUAAGCAUGUCCACUCUACGAAGCACGGGGAGGUCCAUGACCUGCACAAGUCAAUCAAAACCGAGCCUCAACCUGAUCUCUCCCAGGAUGCACUGAGCAGUCAUGAGAUGAAAUCCUCCGUCAUCAGGAUACCUCACGAGUACGAGUGCAACAACCCAUCAGUGAUAGUUCGCACGAGCUCCAAGCAUCCUCUACCAGCUGAGUCACCUGACACGCAGAAAAAGCGCCGAAUUCACUGCUGCGACUUCUCAGGCUGCAACAAAGUGUACACCAAGAGCUCUCACCUCAAAGCGCAUCGCAGAACACACACCGGAGAGAAACCUUACAAGUGCGUGUGGGAAGGCUGCACAUGGAAGUUCGCCCGUUCAGACGAGCUAACGAGACACUUCCGCAAACACACGGGGGUCAAACCGUUCCAGUGUCCAGACUGCGAACGCAGCUUCUCCCGCUCAGACCACCUGGCUCUACACAAGAAGCGCCACCUGUUGGUGUGAAAUCCUCCACGCCGGCCUGGCGACACGUAUUUCAGGCCGAGGUUCAUUGUUGGGACUUCACCACUUUGACUUGACGGUGUUAAAAUGGCCGACUGAGAGGGAUUGGGGGAAAUAUUCCUCAGGGUGCAUGUUUUGAACUCUUUCACCUCAUUCGUAAGAGCUGGUAACGCCUUCCUGCUCUCAUUUAGACAUUUAUGGUUGCUGUGUCAGACCUCUGAUCAGCUGUGGAAGGUCCUGAGCGGCUGCAGCAUCUCAGCUGGCUUGAGAGCAGCGCCCUCCUGUCUGCAGAAACAACCUGCCUCAUCAACAAAGUCUUGGCAUGCUCAGACUCUUUAGUGCAACAUCAGAUCUUCGUAUUUACUUUGUGGGCUUGGACACAAACUUUCAUACAUGUUAUUUGCUAGCUAGGAUAAUAAAAUGUGAAAACCUUCCAGAAUGUAUCACAUCACACCCACUGUGCAUUGUGUCAUACACCUUAAGCUUCUUAUUCUGCCUUUUUUUUGUUUGUUUUGUUUUCUUGCUUCUUCUUGAGCGCAGCUAGCUGUGACUAACUCUAAUGCUAAUUCCUCUCUCAUUGGCCACCACGUUACACCACACACCACAUCUGCCUCUAUAAGCUUACAUGAUGAAGUGAAGACAGGUAGCUAAAUGCUUGCUGUCCCUUGGAGACACACACACGCACGCACACACACACACACACACACACACACACACACACAGAGCGAGAAAACAUGCACUUACUAAAAGCAGCUCAGUCUUGGUUUGGUCUGCUUUUGCAUGUUAAAAAGUGGGACUGCAGGUCUCAUUCAUUUUUAGGAGCGAAGUGUUUAUCAAUGUUUUCAUUCAGAAAUGUGAACAUAGCUGCACAGGGGCAUUAUUGUGUGAGUGAGAAAAAAAAUCACCCAUAAAAUGGUUAAAGGGUAGAAGAACUAUUAUGCUUUGUGUUUUAAGACAUGUUUUUAUGUAUGUUUGAACUCUUCUGGUUUUUGAUGUGACACCGUGGUAGCCUUUUUUAAUAGUAUGACACUUUUUAUAGUGCCUUUCAAAGUACUACUUACUCUUGAGCGUUCACACACUUUGUUGUGUGAUAGCCACCGGCGUCCCUGUAUUGUGAUGGGAUUUUAUGUCAUAGAGCAAAGUAAAAUGUUGAACCUCCGCCUUAACUUUUAGUCUUUUGCAGCAUGUAACAAGGUUUUAUAUCAGUCCGUGCUGAUGAAAAGCACCCCACAGCAUCAUCCUACCACCACCAUGCUUCACCAUGGCGACAAUGUGUUAGGAGUAAUGUGUAGUCGGUUUGCCGCCACACAUUAUGUUUUGCAGUCCUUCCACUUUACAAAAAUGCACUACUUUCCUGUUGCUCUGUUACAUAAAAUACAUUGAAAUUCAUGGCUGUAAUUUGACAAAAUGUGAAAAUGUUCAAGGGUUAUGGGAACUUUUGCAAGGCACUUUGACAAAAAAAAAAUGCAAAGUGCAAAGCAUGGAAAUUUGCUCUUAAAUAUUGGCAUUUCAGAAAGUUCUGCAAUUGCAAAGUAAAUUUAGUACAUUUCCUCUAUAUUUAUAAUCAUAGGAUACACAGUAACAGGUUUUACUGCAACGAAAUGCCAGCAAGAUUUUAGAGCACAUUUUUUUACACCUCCUGGAGAACAAAAUAGUUUAAAUAGCGUCUUUGUACAUCUCCAAUGUGCACUUUAUAUAUAAAAAUAUAUUUGUAUAUAAAAAUUGUAUCUUGUAUAUCAUUCCCAAAGCCAAGCAAUUUAAAAUCACACAUUUUUUUUCUGCUUAUAGAGUUGCUGAUUGGUUUAAUCUGAAACCUUUUACAGGUGUCAUGGUUUGUCAUUUUUUAAGUGGUGCAAAGCCUCAUUUAUUCACAUGUACACAAAUACUAUACCGAAUGUAGCAGCUCAACUGAUCUGCAUUUGCUCCCUGAUACUCAGUGCAGUUCUUUGCUUUGUAUACGUUUUUUUUUUUUUUUUAUCUAUGCACAUGCAAGUUGUGAUAUAAUUGAUUUUUAAACUGAAAGGGCAAUUAAUGGUUUUUAUUACGCAUGAUUUUUGAUACUCUACUAUACAUUUCUGUCAUGUUGUGUCUUUAAUAAACCAUAUCUCUUUUU
Molecule: messenger RNA, 3418 nt
Organism: Poecilia latipinna (sailfin molly)
Lineage: Eukaryota; Metazoa; Chordata; Actinopteri; Cyprinodontiformes; Poeciliidae
Gene: klf3
Product: Kruppel like factor 3 (basic)
Exons: 6
Coding region: 322-1308 (328 amino acids)
Biological process (GO): regulation of transcription by RNA polymerase II
Molecular function (GO): RNA polymerase II cis-regulatory region sequence-specific DNA binding; DNA-binding transcription factor activity, RNA polymerase II-specific
Source: RefSeq, a predicted model, not a curated record